CCCGCCCCCAGAAAUUGUAUCGCUCCAUUAGCACCGGAGAAGCUGACAUCCUUAUCCAAAUCCGCCGCAUAAAUUAAUUUCACCAGCGGAAGAAGAACUGAAGGAAAAAGAGCAGGAGAGGAUGGCCGGCGUCGUCCCCAAAUCCCUCCAAAUCCCCAGCCCAUCGCUCCCUUCCACCCUCAAUUCCUCCCCACUUUCCACAAGAAGAAGGAAAGCCCUCCCCCUCGCCCCUCAUGCGCUCGCCGACGAUCCCAAACCCGACCAGGACUCGUCCUCCUCCUCCUCCGCCGCCGCCGCCGCCCCGGCCGAGCCUCCGGCACCCGCUGCCGCCGACCCCACCUUCGAGAACCGGCUGGCCCGGGUCCGGCUCAAGUACCGGAGCGGGACGGGGAAGAAGGCGGAGCAGCGGCGGGCCAGGAAGUCCGGCGGAGAAGGAGGAGGCAGCGGCAAGAAGAAGGUGAUGCUGCCGCCGGUGCCGCUCAAGGAGGCGGUGGCGGCGGGGGGGCUGGCGGUGGAGUUGGGGUUCAGCCCCUACAGCGAGCGACUCAACGGGAGGCUGGCUGGGCUCGGCCUGGCGGCGCUCCUGCUGGUCGAGCUGGGUUCCGGCCAGUCCCUCCUCCGCUACCACUCUCUACCCAUCCUCUUCAUCCAGCUCUACUCCAUCGCCGCCGCCGCCGCCAUCUUCAUCAAGUUCGAGAAGGAGCGCAUCAGCAUCUGGCCCCCGAAGCCGCCGCCGCCACCACCGUCGUCCUCCGCCACCGCCGCCGACUGAUCCACCGACGGCAUCCUCUUUUCUAGAUUAAUCCGGUAUUAAUUACAAUACCUGUUUUAAAUUGCCACGAGACAUGUUGUUGUUGUAGUCAUUAUAAAGUCCACCACUUCGAGGUUUAUAAUAUAGUUUUCAAACAGACCUCUAAUUUUUGUAGAUUAAUAAUGGGAAUAGGAGGUCUCAUAAUAAGAAAAUUAUGGAUAAAGUAUGAAACAAACGCAAUACGAUGGGAUUGGCUCUCAGAUUGGUCUCAAAAUUUGCAGGUUUCAAGUGAACUGGGCUUCAGCAAAGGCUAAAGCUUUUUUAUUAGACUUUGUUAUCAAUUCAAUGUAUUUAGAUGUUUGAAUUUGUCCAUCA
Messenger RNA from Phoenix dactylifera (date palm), 1126 nucleotides. RefSeq lists its product as uncharacterized. The record is from RefSeq and is a predicted model, not a curated record. Lineage: Eukaryota; Viridiplantae; Streptophyta; Magnoliopsida; Arecales; Arecaceae.